Alternaria triticimaculans is the source of this 855-nucleotide messenger RNA. RefSeq lists its product as uncharacterized. Gene Ontology annotation, cellular component: plasma membrane. Bases 1 to 855 code for a protein of 284 amino acids. Gene Ontology annotation, biological process: transmembrane transport. Gene Ontology annotation, molecular function: water channel activity. NCBI's taxonomy places the organism in Eukaryota, Fungi, Ascomycota, Dothideomycetes, Pleosporales, Pleosporaceae. The transcript has 3 exons. The record is from RefSeq and is a predicted model, not a curated record.
AUGCCUCGUAUGAACACCUACCGCGAGCCCAAACCCCCACCGCACCGUUCCCGCAGCCACCAAAGAAGCCAAAGCCAAAGCGAAAACAGCAGUCCCCUCCCACGCAAUGAAUCGGACUACGACGUACCCGCCCCGGAACCGAAGAAACAUCUCAGCAGUUUAGAAGGGCACCUCGUCGCAGCGAGUGGAGAGUUUGUUGGCACAUUCAUGUUUCUCUACUUUGCUUUUGCCGGUCAGCUCAUGAUCAUCAACCAAGCAAGUGACCGGUCGAUUCUGAAUGGGUUUGCUAGCAGUCAGCAGAACAUCUUCAUUGCUUUGGUGUAUGGCUUUAGUUUGCUGGUUACCGUCGGCAUGGUAGUUGCCGGUCAACUUCCCUUCAUACGAUCCCUCUUUCUCGUUCCCGCUCAGCUACUCGCAUGCAUGUGCGCGGGUGGAAUCGUCCAGGCCAUGUUUCCUGGAGACAUUAGCGCUGUCAAUACCUCGCUCUCCCAGGACACUUCUAUUGCACAGGGAGUGUUCAUCGAAAUGUUCAUGACCGCCGAGCUCGUCUUUGUCGUACUCAUGCUGGCUGCUGAGAAGAGCAAAUCUACAUUCCUAGCUCCGAUUGGCAUCGGAUUGGCGCUGUUUGUAGCUAUGAUGGGCGGUGUAUACUUUACCGGCGGCUCACUCAAUCCUGCGCGUAGCUUCGGUCCAGCUGUAGCUUCAGCGUCGUUCGUCGGAUAUCACUGGAUCUACUGGGUUGGUCCAUUACUCGGUGCGCUUCUUGCUUCGGCCUACUAUCGCUUCGUUAAGCACUUCAAUUAUGAACAGGCGAACCCGGGACAGGACUCUUCGGGUGGUCACUUCUCUGCUUGA